Durusdinium trenchii is the source of this 1776-nucleotide messenger RNA. NCBI's taxonomy places the organism in Eukaryota, Dinophyceae, Suessiales, Symbiodiniaceae. The record is from the annotation of a GenBank genome assembly.
AUGGCCAAUGCACUGGCCCUGUCGGACGACCUGGAGAUUGCAAUGGCUAAACAACUGGAACUCACUGAAGAGCAAAUGGCGAACUACAGGAUGUCCUGGUGCAGGAAAUGGUUCAAAAGAGCUUCUCAACUGGCAGAGCAAGAAACAGCUGAUCGUCUGAAGCGACCGGAACACGUCAGACAAAAUACAGAAGCCAAACGCUUGCUACUCACUGAAGAGAUCUUGCAAGACAUUUCUUAUGAAGACAUGGGUGUGUUGGACAUUCUUCGGCACGGGUCGACUUUGGUUGGGGAUGUUCACAAGUGUUCGCUGUUCAAAGCACAGUACAAACCUUGCAUGGCCACAGUUGAACAAUUGGUUGCAGGUUCGGCCAAGAGGAAUCAGGCAAUAGUGAAGAUGGCUGCAUCGUGUGGCGAGUUAGAACUGGACCAGAAGCUCCUAGAGGAGACGCGUCUUGAGCUGAGCAAAGGUUGGGCAGAAGGUCCAUUCGAGCUCUCCCAAUUGGAACAGGGUUCGGUGAUUUCAAGAAGGUUUCCACUUCGUCAAGGUUCCAAGAUCCGUAUGAUUGAUGACUACUCUGUCAGUGGGGUCAACGAGUGCACCUCCACCCAUCACAAAAUCGAUUUGCACAUGGUCGACACCUUUGCAGCUCUCAUGAAAGAACUUUUUCGGCGCUGCGAGCAUUUUGGAUCUCAUUCAGAGUUCCUCGCAAAGACCUAUGACCUGAAGAGCGCCUACCGUCAAGUUCCGAUCCGAGGUGAGCGUUUGAAGUUUGCUUACUUCUGCAUAUACAACCAUGAGCUUGAUAAAUCGGAGAUCUACAGAAUGAAGACUUUGCCUUUUGGUGCAACACACAGCGUUUACAACUUCCUCCGAUUGGCUCGUUCCCUACAUAGCAUUGCGUGUAGAGGUCUUUUUCUGCUGAAAAGUAAUUUCUACGACGACUUCAUUUUGGUUUCAAAGGAAGCAAAUCAGAAGUCGGCACAACAUGGUAUGGAAAUGAUUUUUCUUUUGACUGGCUGGGAAUUUGCUCGAGACGGCAAAAAAGCAACCGACUUCGCCAGGAUUUGUCAUGCCCUCGGAGUAGAGUUUGACCUCAGUCUUGCUCGCGACCGUAUCCUGUCCAUUGGUAAUACAGAAGCACGAAAGCAGGAGUUGAUCGAGCACAUCGAUCGAAUGCUAGUCAACGGUUGCAUGUCGAAGCAUGAAUCCCUCGUCCUUCGAGGGAGGUUAGGGUUUGCUGACAGCUUUGUUCACGGAAGGUUGGGCAAGAUGGUUCUGAACAGGAUUGUUGAACACGCCUAUGGCACAGAAGCUCGCAUUGGCAAGCCUCUCGAGAGUGCGCUGACCUGGAUGCGCCACCGACUUCUCACCUGCAAGCCCAAGAGAAUAGACUCGACUGAUCUGCAGCAAUUCUUUGUUUACACUGAUGCGGCUUUUGAACCAGAAACCUCCACCGGAGGCUUGGGCGCUGUACUGGUGAGUGAAGCUGGCAUUUGCAUUGCUAGGUUUGGUAUCUUCCUUGAUUCCAACUUGUGUGAAGUGUUUGGAUCCUCUCGGAAAGACACGAUCAUUUAUGAGCUGGAGCUUUUGAGUGCAGUCUUUGCUCUCAGAUUCUGGAAGAACUUUGCUUUUGGAAACCUGACGGUGCACUUUGGAGACAAUGAUGCAGUGCGUUUCGCGCUCAUCAAAGGAAGCGCACAAGGAGAGAUUGGAAAUGCUUUGAUUUAUUUGCAGCUCGAACUUGAGUCUGAACUCGGUUCGCAUCUUUGGUGA